AUGAAAGGAGUGCUUUUACUGAAAGCCAAGUAUAAAACUGACACAAGACUCAUCAAGGAAGGGGUCCGGUCUUACUUGUACUGUAUCAGCAACAUGAAAAAAGCUACAUCUGAGUCAUUUGAGGGAAACAGUACUGGAAGCUUUUCACUAUCGAAUGAGGUAAAUACCACCGUGGUAAUAGUAUUCUUUUUUCUCUACAGAAUAUAAAAAAAUUGUCAAGAGAAAAGAAUAAUAAUAAAUAAAGAGAAAUGGGAAGAUAGUAAAACUCAGUAAUAAAUAUAAAAUAAAAAGGUGGAUUCUUAAUUAACAGGAUGCAAUGGAGAAAAUGGUGACACAGAUAAACAAGUGGUCAAAACACAGACAAAAACACUGAUUCACAUGAAAGUAGUAUAUUUAUGUAUAUAUAGCAUGAGUAGUAUUGGGAUAAUAAUGAUUGAAGAGGGAAUUCCGUAAAGCCUAGAGCGGAUAGGCCAACAGUCUGAAGUGUACUGACCAAAUCGUCAUGAUCGCCUGAGUCUUCUCAAAAUGGUUUUAGAGAACAUGCAGCUUAAAGUGGGACGAUUUUUAAUAGAAACUGCAGGAAAUCAUGAGAAAAUUUUUGUGUUUUCAAUGGCUGUACCGUAACUUUUCUACCUCUUUCCUUAUUAUUCACACAAAACAUUCGCCGCCUCUGAUUCCUCGGUCUGCAUUCUUCACAUCACAUACACGAAGAAUUUAGUAAUUGGUAAUUAUUUUUAACGCUGACUCAAGCUGGUAAAUCAAUUUUCUCUUAGGAAAAGAGGAGAGCCGAGAUGCGCUUAGAGUUACAUGUACUGACAGAUGUAAUGACCAACACAAUGCUUUCACUGAAACAGCCUGGAGAAGAAUAUUCCGCGGUAAAAAAUAAGCUUCAAUCCACUGUUCUGGGGAGAGAGGAGGUAAAGGACAUAACACGACUGGCUGUAAAGGAUAACGAGCGAGGCGCAGGAUUUCAACUCCCCGAAUUCAGCAAUAAAACAAUGGCUGAAAUAUUUGCAGAAACUCCCGAAGUGGGAGUUCAGGUAAAAUAUGGAUCAGAGCGUUUUCACAUGACGUCGCGGCAGCCGUGUUGGUGUUCCAAAGUAAUGAAACGGCGGCCAUUUUGGUUUCUCAAACAAGUCCUGUGGGAGUUGAACUCUCUUCUUAUGUGGAUGCUUUCGUUUUUUCCAAUAAAUUUGCAUAGAUGCUGACCACGUGAGUGAAAACGCUCAAUAUAUAAAAGGUCUGGAUCACCUUUAAAAAUCGCAGACAGCGAUUCAUGUGUUUAAUCUUAAGCUAAGAAGACUAAAAUGCAUUUCACACCUUACUGUUCAAUUUUGCUGACCAGCAAAAUGGAUACAGUUAAAGAUUUCUAAUAAAUAUAACUUUUCUUCGUGCACUAAAAUGUUGUAUUUGAUUUGUUGCCUAGAUGAUCACCUACGAAUUCAUUCCUCAGUUGUCAACUAACAGCACCAAUCAUAUCAAUUCCAAAAUCGUCAGCGUGGAUUUGAAGAAUGACCAAGGCCAUACAAUGCAAAUUAAAGGCUUACCUUCUAACAUCGCUAUCAAAGUUCCAUUCUCGCAAAACGCAAACAAUACAAACUCUACUCCAGUUUCGCAACGAUUCUUAAGUCCUGGAAUCAUGAAUUAUCACAUCGUUAGCGUUGAACAUGAGUACACCGAACUGCAUGCAGCCAUAAAAUUAUGCCAACAGGCAUAUUUUACUGUUUACAUUAAACAUGGAAAAAAACCAUCUGAAAAUGAUUUCGAUGACGUGGUUUCAAUAAUUGGCGAGAAAAAUAUAUCCGAUUCAGGUUGCGGUGGUAAUGAAGACGACUUCGCUGUCCGAGAAAUUUGGUUCACUGCAAUCAAACCGGGGAACUACUACUUCGGUCUUCGACUGGAUGAAGGAAACACAGCUAUCCAAUCAAGAAACAGGCGUUCGCUGAUGUCUGCAAGUCUGUCACAGGACAGAUGCGUCACCUUCAAAAAUCCCCCACCAACCCCACCACCAGAACUCGUUGUCAUCGAGCCCAUAUACGACCCUCAAACGUCUGUAAACUACAGUUUUUAUGUGGAUACCAUUUGGUGUGCUUUUUGGUCUGAGAGCGAAGAAGUGUGGUCAAAUGAGGGAUGCAUAGUAAGGGCGAUCAAUUUGAAACCCUGGAAAGUGAAACAAAUCAGGGGCACCCAAAGACGUUUUUUCAGUAAAAUAACGGUUCGAAGGAACACAUAUUGCCUACAAGAUAAUUUCUGGAAAAACUGUUCAACUCUUCUAAGAUAUUUGGGUUUUUUCAAGUAACUUGUACCUAGAACGAUUUUCGGAAGUUGUGAUUUCACAAAAUCGAUAUACGAAAUGAAGUUCCCCUAGAAUUUUCUAAUGAAAGUACGACUGGACCCAUUAGGGACUAUAUUUCUCUAGGGCAGCUCCAAAUUAACCAAAAAGUCUUCUAAAGCAUAGAGAAAACCAUUUGAGACACUUGUGACCCAUUUGAAAACAUUCCGUUGUUGGGUGCCCCUGUUUUACAUCGUUUUGUCAUGUAACGGCAGAUUUCUACACAAGCCUACACUCUUUGGGUGAACAACUUUAGCUUUACAUUAUAAAUCCGCCCUAGACCGUCUUUUCAAAACUAGCUGGAACCUCUUCAGCUGAACGGGCUUCAACCUCUCCCCUAAGCGUUCUUAGAAAAUGGGAAGGGUAGAUUGGAAUGGCUUGUUAAGUGUUGCCAGUUAAUUAUUAUGGUUAAUUCAUGGCUAAUUACUGUAAGGGCAUACAACUGUCAUAACAACAAAAAGUAUCUUCCCACAAAGCCCUCGUAAGGGACGUCAAGUCAAAUCCAAAAUAUUCUGACUGAGUAUUGUCUCACUGAAAGCCGAGUGGUAUGCCUUUCAUUCAUAGGUGGGUAGAAAUUCAAGCAGUACAUCUCUGGAAUGUCUUUGUAAUCACUUGACCUCUUUCGGUGGGGAAUUCUUUGUGGCACCAAACGCCAUCGAUUUCGAUGCAAUCAAGCGGACAAUGGAAAACUUGGAUCCUGGUGACUUGUUGGUCCUGAUCACUGUCUGUGUUGUAUGUUUGGUAUAUUUUCUGGUUCUAGUUGCCGCACGCCGAGCUGACAAAAGAGAUGCUGCUAAGGUAUCUUCUCUGACGAUAUUUUACAAUUCUUAUUUGCAACCACGUGACAAGGCGGCACCGCCAUAUUGGUUUAAGAAACACUAUUUUUUGCAUAAUUUGCAUUAAAAAAUGUUUCUUUCCCAGAGGGGACAAACGCUUUUGUUCUUGUCAACCAACAUUGCUGCCGUGACGUCACAUGCAAAUCAACAACAGAAAGUUUAAGCAAAGACGUGUUUUAGCGACGCACGUUAACCGAAAGUGGACUUUUGCAUUCUUGGGCAGUGGUUUUGCCAAAUGCAUUUGGCAAAUCGACUCUGCCCUGUUCGCACUACUCUAAACUUUGUUUUUUUUUUUGCAAAAAAAUAUGUCAACAGGCAGCCAUUUCUAGAGCAAAUGAUUUUUCUCACCUACCAGAAAAUUUCCUCAAGUGUCAACAAACUUCAAAGAUGUGGUCGAGUAGAUUUAAUUGGAGGCCUACAGUUUUUUGUCAGACAAAAGAAUUCUUUGUUCCUUCGCAGCUAUACUUCGUUGUGUCAUCUUAGUUCGCGAACAUGACCAAUUAAGGUUCCUUUAAUUGACAGCUCUGAUUAUACGAAAAACUUUGCGUGUCUCAGACACUAAGCGAAAACGGAAAAUUGGUGAUUACAACUGUUUGAAAUUUUUUGGAAACACCAAACUCUAUUUUUUUGACGUAGUGUGAAAAGGGCCUUAAACGUACGUACGUACGUACCUCAAACACGUCUUUUCUUAAACUUCCUAAUAUGUUAUCUAACUAAGAUUCCCAGACAGCAUGAUUAAUAGCAGCAGCAGAAAAAGCGCACUAUUAGUAGCAGUUAAGUAGAUAAAUUAUUUAAAGUCUUAAGUCCAAGUGUUUUGAUUUCUCUCUUGACAAUGAAUAAGUUCCCCAACGAAUCUGAUUCAAAAGAUCAAGAUACCUUCUUAGCACUCAUGUUAACAUAGAAAAGUGCAAAAACUUAUUUGCUGUGUCAAGAUGAAGCACGUUUGCAAGUAAUUUUGGCUCAUGCAGAACACAGAAAACCUGUCUAAUUUGUCUUUCAGGACGGCCCUAUUAUACCAGUGACCCAUAAUGGUGAUUGCGAAUAUGAAUACAUAGUGUCUAUAACUACAGGCGCAUGGAGAAACUCAGGAACCACGGCUAAUGUUUCGAUGGUCCUUUAUGGUACAGAGGGUGUGAGCGACGUCAUCAACCUCGUGGAUGGAUGCCUGGAGGAAAGGCAAUUUUUCACGCAAGGAAACACGGACAACUUUUUAAUAUGUCUACCGCAACCUUUGGGGUCCCUAGUUAAAGUAAAAAUUGGACACGACAGUUCUGGAAAUAAUGCAUCUUGGUUUCUUAGUGAAAUUGCAGUUAUAGAUAGUCAGACAGGCGAAAAGUGGAUCGUAAGCUGCUAUAAAUGGCUAGCUCUUGAUAAGGAUGAUGGAAAUACUACAGAGAUGUUUUAUGUUGAAAACGCAGACAGUGACAUAGGUUUUAAAAGAAAAUUUAAUAUUUUACAAAAAACAGGGAUCGCCGACGAUCACUUGUGGUGGUCUGUUGUUUGCAAGCAACCCAAGAGUUCCUUUACGCGUGCGCAGAGGGCAUCUUGUUGUUGCUGUUUCCUUCUACUUUUCAUGGUUACGUCAGCUAUGUUUUACGGACUAGAAAAUCCAGACCAACAAACCAUCAGAAUAGGACCAUUUAGUGUUACUCCAAGCCAACUGAUAAUUUCAGUGCAAACAACUUUGAUUACAGUGUUACCGAGCGUUCUUAUUACAAUACUUUUUCGUAAAAGUGAUGCUAAUCGGGGACCCAGAGGUAGAAAAGACCAUUACAUGAAGGACAAAACAAGAAAAGAGUGCAAACUGCCAUACUUUUGCGUUUAUAUAGCCUGGUUUAUAUGUGUAGGAACUGCCAUCGCUUCGGCUCUUGUGACUGUGUUCUAUUCACUCACUUGGGGAGGAAAAAAGUCUGCCCGAUGGCUGUCCUCCGUUGUCAUGUCACUGACUGGGGAUGUUCUUAUUUCCCAGCCGAUCAAGAUAAUUAUGAUAUCUGUUGUUGCUGCUUCGCGAUGUGGUCGGACCAAGGGUCUUCAGGCAACGACACACGACACUGAUGAUAAAUCAUUGUUUGAAGUGCCCCCAGGUCAAAUACAACAAGCAAAGGAGUUUAAAGUGAAAGAGAAAAGGAUGUUCAAAUUUAUAAAGGAGCUAGCUUUUCUUCUUUUGUUUGUUUUAUUGUUGAUGAUUGUCUGUUACGGCGACAAAAAUAACCAUCGAUUCAAGCUGACGGAUAGCACGGCAAAGAGCGUCGAUAAAUUUGACCAGGUUUGUGUUAACAACAGCAACAACAAACUUUUAAACCAACUAUAAAAAACAACAACAACAACAACAACAACAACAACAAGAUAAAAAAAAGCAGUUGGUAUUACGGAUUUUUACUUAGACCGGUUUUUAACGAGAAAUUCCUUUGCUUUACCAAGAAAACACGGACUGCUUUCCAAUGUUAAUUCUUGAGCAAGUCUUGCCAAAAUUUCUAGUGCUCGCUAACCCGAUGUUAAAUUUUCCUGGACUCCUGUUGAAAACAACUUUUUUCUUAGUUGAUUUUUAAGACUUACAAUGUCCAGACAUCAAAAUGUGGUGCUUUGUAAGCGAAAUUGAAUUCAAACUUGCUAACCCCGGGUUUUCGUAUCUCAUUGAGGCCCAGCGGUGACCAGUAUCAAAUUUCUCCUCACAGACUUCGGAGCAAAAUCAAGGAUGGAAGUCAUGAGAUUUAAGGCAACCAUCGACAAAAACCUAUAUAAUUGAUCUUUUGACAUCAUCUCCAUAAAAAAUACAUAAAUAAAGAAUAAUAAAAGCCAGUUAGAAGAACAAACGUGUUGACAUUAUGGCUCAAAAGGGCCAUUAACUCUCCUUUGAGCAACGUACCCGACCGAGGACGCUUUUGCAGGCAAGAAAAUCGAGAAAGGAUACAUUAAGACGACAAAUACUCACACUUAACAAGAAAUAUACUCCAUAAAUCCCUCCGUCUACCUGGCAAAAUAAUAUAAAACAUCAGUAAUAGUUUUAGCAACACAGCUUGGCGUUGCGUUCUUACUCUUAGCCAAAGGAUUUCUGUUAUCAAUGACGUUUUAUUUUCAGAUUCGAAAUGUUACCCAUUUUUGGCGAUGGAUGAAGACCAGCUUUAUACCUGCCAUCUUCACAGGGGAUUGGUAUAAUGAUCAGGAAGAGGAAAUUGAAGAAUAUAUCGGUAAUAAACGAUCCAUUCUGGUAGGAAUGCCGCGGUUGAGGCAACUCCGCGUUGUAAAAGGUAUUAUUAUAUGGCGAUUUGCCUGAUAUUUGUUCGCUGUUUGCGCUAUACAUGUUUUUCUUUUUUCCUCACAUUUUCUUUAAUCUUGUUGAAUUACUUUUUUCUUAUUAUGGAAGCUAUCGUUCAUCGUGUUAUGUGUGCGAUUCUGCGCUUUUAUUGCUUAUCUCGCGAUAUUUCGACCGGGUAUUGCUGGUCUUCAAAAAGCGAUUGUCGCGUAUUUUAAACCAGUUUCCUUUCUUUUUUUCUAUUACACAGAUUCGUGUGAUGUCCCUGGUAUGUUUAGAAACAUUAUUUCGUUUUGCCAUGACUUCUACUCUCACAAAGAAGAAGACAAGGAUGACUGGGGAUCAAUAACAGGAUAUUUCAACCGAUCGUUUCUGUCAUGCCCAGAGAACUGGGAGUACAGCACAGACGAUGAAAUCGGUAGCUUUGACACUUGGGGUUAUUUCGCUACAUACAAUGGAGGGGGGUACAUAGCCAAUCUAGGAUACAACGCGUUUACAGCCAAAAAUGUUAUCGACGAUUUAAUUGCAAAUGACUGGAUCGAUCGCCAAACCAGAGCAGUAAUAGUCGAGUUCUCAUUGUACAACCCUUCGAGCAAUCUCCUUGCGGUGUUGUCAUAUUACUACGAAGUUCUUCCUUCAGGAUUCGCUGGAAUUUUCAAGAGCCAUGGAAUAAUACCUCUUAAGCCAACACAUUCACAUGCGCAUAAUGUCUACUUGUUUUUUGUACUUCUUUUUGGCGUGUUUCUCGUUUGCUGCUUCUUCAAAGAAUGCGUUAGACUUUUCCGGCAAAGAUGUUCCUAUUUCACUUCUGUCUGGAGUUGGUUGGAGCUUCUUCAGAUUCUAUCCGCAUCUUGUGCACUACUUCUUCAAUGGGAAAAAUUUAAAGAGCUGACAAGAACAUUUGCGAAAUUGAAGGAGAAUCCUUUCGUGACAAUAAGCUUUCACCAAGUGUUAAUGCUGUCCGAAGCUGAGACUGCUGUGAUCUGCAUAACAACUGCCUUUGCAACCCUACGUCUUCUGAAAUGCUUUUAUUUUAAUGCGCACGUCAUAAGGUUUUCUUUGUUUAUGAGACGCCGCUUCACGUCUAUCGCGUCGUUCUUUGCAAUAUUCUGUGUCAUGUUUACCGGGUUCGCUCUAUUAGGAGUUAUUGCAUUAGGCUCUGAAUAUUCAACUUUCUCUUCUUUCACCACAGCUUUCGUGACUCAGUUUCUCAUGAUAAUCGGAAGUACGUCUAUGAUAGAUGAAUUGGAGGAGGCGGGUCCAUUCAUUUUUGGCCGGUUGUUCAGUUUCAGUUUCAUAUUUACUACCGUGAUAAUCACUACAAAUAUGUUUGUUGCCGUCCUCAAUUUUUCCUACUCGAAUUGUUGCUCCGACGAUCUGGAACUACAGGAAGAAUUAGACAUGUCAAAUUUCAUUGUAAACCAAAUAUUGAAAAAAGGUUUUCAGUUACACCAUUAA
Porites lobata is the source of this 7879-nucleotide messenger RNA. NCBI's taxonomy places the organism in Eukaryota, Metazoa, Cnidaria, Anthozoa, Scleractinia, Poritidae. The record is from the annotation of a GenBank genome assembly.